GACUCCCUCCUCUGCCCAGCCACAGCUAAACCUUUCUCUCCUGAGCGGCUCCACGAGAGGUUUAGUCUACCAACCCCGCAGUCACUGGACUAAUCCUCUUGUUGCUCAAUAGUCUAGUAUCAUACCUCUUCUCAUCUCUCCUACGCUUCACUUAAAAACCACCCACUGCCUUCUUCUCCCUUUCCUCACACCACCCACCGCCUUCUCCCUUCCCUCACCACUGACUCGACUUCUCACGUCUUUCCACCCUUCUGUGCUGGCCCACUGCACUCAUUCUCAUUCUCUCUCGCCUUCAAUACCAACAAUGGCCGAACAGCCAGCCUCUCUCGAGUCUCGUAUUGGAACGGUACCUGAAGCCCCCGUCGGCACUGCUGUUACUACCGAUCAAGCAUCCACCUCCACCACAACGCCUCCUGCCGUGGAGGGCUCGGGCCUCGAUGAGCCUCAAUAUGAAGUCGCUGUAAAGCUUGCCGACCUACAGGGGGACCCUAAUAGCCCCCUCUAUUCCGUCAAGAAAUUUGAAGAUUUAGGACUGUAAGUGUAUACUUGGUUCAUCCUCCAGUUAGUUGGUGAAUGGUUUGCGCUUUUGAAUCCGUUUUCCUUAGCUUUGGGUUGUUGGCUCUACUACAAUCCCUCGUGCAACUGACUCUUGUCUCAUCUUGCUACAGUUCCAAGGAGCUGCUGGAGGGUGUCUAUUUCAUGAACUUUAAAAAGCCGUCAAAGAUCCAAGAACGAGCACUCCCCCUCCUCCUGUCCGACCCCCCUACAAAUAUGAUUGGCCAAUCACAAUCCGGAACUGGGAAAACGGCCGCCUUCGUUCUGACAAUGUUGACUCGUGUUGACACGUCCGUCAACAAUGUUCAAGCACUCUGUUUGGCUCCGUCUCGAGAACUGGCUAGGCAGAUUAUGAGUGUUGUCCAAACUAUGGGUCAAUUUACCGACAUUAAAACUCAAUUUGCCAUUCCGAAUAUGGUACAGCGUGGCCAGAGGGUUGACGCGCAUAUUGUCGUUGGGACACCUGGCACGGUUCUCGACUUGAUUCGGCGAAAACAGUUACCGGUGGAACACCUUAAGGUUUUUGUGCUUGAUGAGGCCGAUAAUAUGCUUGACCAACAAGGGCUUGGCGAGCAGUGUCUCCGUGUGAAACAGUCAGAUCCCACCUUUUGCAGUUUAUAAUCCUUGGCUGCUCCUGAAGGUCUAACAUUUUUCCCUCCAGAAAUAUGCACGGGGAUACCCAGAUUGUCCUAUUCUCAGCAACCUUCCCUGACCAGGUUGUCCAAUACGCAAACCGGUUCGCUCCAAGCGCGAACCAGAUCACUCUGAAACACGAGGAGCUUACCGUGGAUGGAAUCAAGCAGCUCUAUAUGGAUUGCGAUAGUGAAGAUGACAAAUAUCGGAUAUUGAUUGAGCUCUAUCAUAUUUUGACAAUUGGGUCUUCAAUCAUAUUUGUCAAGGUAAUGGACCCGCUGAUUGUUAGCUGAUUUUAUGGGUGCGAAAGCUAAUCUGUUGUCCCAGAAACGUGAAACAGCAUCUGAGAUUCAGAGGCGAAUGGAAGCGGAUGGGCACAAAGUUGCUGCGCUCCACGGCGCACAGGAAGGCGCGGAUAGGGACAGAGUCAUUGAUGAUUUCCGUUCCGGGAAGGCUAAAGUUCUCAUUACUACCAAUGUUUUGGCCCGCGGUAUUGAUGUGGCGACCGUAUCCAUGGUGGUUAACUACGACAUCCCUCUUAACCAGCACCGCCGGCCGGACCCUCAGACCUACCUUCAUCGUAUUGGGCGAACCGGGAGAUUCGGGCGCGUGGGUGUAUCAAUCAGCUUUGUUCAUGACAAGCAAAGCUGGUCCGAGAUGAAUGAGAUAUCCAAUUACUUUGGUGUUUCCAUGACACGGGUUCCAACCAACGACAUAGACGUAUGUUCCCUCUAGAUUUCCGGUGCUAAUUUCACCCUACUGAUUGAUUAUUGGUAUGAUAGGAGGUUGAGAGAAUUGUCAACGAGGUUCUGAAAAGCAAGACGGCUGGUGCAGCUAAAUAGGGACACGUGUUUUUGAUGAGGGGUAAUGAUAGACGCUUGCAAACCAUGAUAGCGCCUCGUGUGGUUUGGAGAGAGGGAACAGAGUACCAUUAAGAGUUUGGAUGAUGGUCGGAGUUUAAAAGAGAAUCUUGUCUGCGCAUUUUUUUUUUUUUUGUUAAUUUUUUCCCUUUCCUUCUUUUCUUCCUUCUUCUUUGAAAUUCUGAAGGUUCUGUCUUGUACUGGUAUAUACCAUAGGGAGCGCCGAGAGGCGGGGGGUGGCGGCUCUUACUAGUUUAUCGUGCGAUGUCUGGGCCCUCGGGCUGUAGUGAGUGGCUAGUUGUGUUUGUAAAUUACUUUGAGUUGAUACAUUUGGAAAUGGUAGGAAAUAUGGCACUCCUUCUUUCCUUGUGGUAAGGUUU
Messenger RNA from Tuber aestivum (summer truffle), 2428 nucleotides. The record is from the annotation of a GenBank genome assembly. Lineage: Eukaryota; Fungi; Ascomycota; Pezizomycetes; Pezizales; Tuberaceae.